Molecule: messenger RNA, 2155 nt
Organism: Pyricularia grisea
Lineage: Eukaryota; Fungi; Ascomycota; Sordariomycetes; Magnaporthales; Pyriculariaceae
Exons: 2
Coding region: 256-2145 (629 amino acids)
Source: RefSeq, a predicted model, not a curated record
CCAACAUAACAUAAAGUCUCCAAAAACAUUCAAAAUUCACUGCGUGAUCCGAAUCGCACACGAGUUUUCUUGUUGGAGUUGCUCAGAAUGGCCUCGAGGUUGGCUAAAAUCAGACGACCUUGAGCUGUCACUAGGCGGUCGUUGAAACAAUCAAAUCAACUCGUCAGACUUAUUCAACGAAUCAAUCUUUCCAUCUACAACCUACACGCGGCCAAGGUGAGGUACCUUGUUGAAUCAGCCAGAUUCCCACCCAAAAUGGGACAGGACCACUCUGUCGAGGCGAGGCCACCUCCAACUCAUGAAGAGGCUGUGCGGCACCUUGCCGGCAAAUUCGCCAAUAAAUGCUACACGCCAUUGGAGAUCUAUUCGCUCAAGGACAAUUUCAAAAGCCUGGCCGACACUGUCCAGGAUGUAAAGUACCUCAAGGAGGACACGGUUGCCCGGUUCCUCGAGAUCCCCGACGCGCUUCGCGUCACUCCAGUGCUGUUCCAGGCCGUGUCCUAUCUGGCAGCCUUUCCCUUCUUGCGUGACGCCCCCGCAGUUCUCGGUCUCGAUCAGCUCAUCAUCGCCAUCACCAUCCUGACGGGCCGUUGGAAGCGAGUGCUCAAAAGCCCUGCGGACAGGACUAGGUUGCUGUUUAAGAGCCUAGCUGUCUAUGACCGCAAGUUGUCUCGUGCGACAAUAACGCCUGUUACGAGCCCCACAGUAGCCGAAGCCAAGGGUGCACCGGCCGGCUUCGCGGUGGAUGAGGCUGGUGACGAUGACGAUGUCGAGGACGACGGGGAUGAUGAUCUCGUCUUGGCGGCGUUCGAGUCCCUGGACUGCGUGGAUGCAUUCCGUCACGGAGACGCACCGCCCAAGAUCAAGGGAGCCAUGAUCCCGGCCGAUAAUUUUGUUCGGCUGAUCAUGCUGCUUCUCUUGGUGGCGCCGCUCGAUCCACAGGAGAGGUUGUCGCAGUACUCGGAACGGCUCGUUGGUCCCGAGCUCGAGGAUCUACAUGCUACGGCCGAGUGCGUGCUCAAGGCGUUUUUGGAUGUUGAGGAGGUUCCCGGGCUUACCUGGUCUCGGUUCCGUAAGAUCCUACCGGCGUGCUGCCCAUUCAUGUUUGACGCUGGGUUCAACGCCCUCUUUAGCCACUUUCUCUUCUCGAAAAAUCUCGACUUUACCAAGCGCAAGACGACGGGCUCGGAAGAGGACGGCGGAGAGCAACCCAAGCCGCCACAGAAGGCCGCUCCGGUGCAGUCAACGCUCCCACAACCGUUGCUGCCCCAAGCCGGCUCGAUCCUCAACGCCAACCUUCUCUCGCAGCUUUCUUUCUUCAUCCCUGGGGACUCGAUAUUCCGCUGCCUGCGAUUGCUGUACUCGGGCGACGAGGACGGAUUCUCCAUGGGCAGUUUCGAGAGCAAGGUCUUCAACUGGCGUGCUCCGACACUCCUCCUCGUCCGAGGUCGGAGGUUGGACGACCAACCAGACGGCACUCGCGAGUCCGCUUUUGCCGCCUCGAUCCCGCCGCGCAGGUUCCCCAACGGUAGCAGCGGCGGCAGCACUGAAAACAAGGAUGAGACCCUCACUUUUGGCGCUUUUAUCGCCCAGCCCUGGCGACACACUCACCGGGAGUGCUUCGGCGACGAAAGCAGCGUCCUCUUCCAACUGGGGCCGGUGCACGACGUGUUCCGGGCCAGCACGUUGAACCGGGACUACGCAGGCUUCGUCAAGCCAACCGGCAGUGGCAGCAGCAACCACCACGGCGGCAUCACAUUCGGAUGUCCGGCACCGUCACCCUCCAAGGCGUCGUCGGCGGCCGGCGCACUCGUGGCGCUCGGCAGCGUGUCGCUGUUCCUGGACUCGAGCUUCGAGUUUGGCGUCUUUACGCACGACCACACGUCGCGCGGCGGCGCGUACGCCGGCUCCGCGUCGCGGCCUCGAAACUUUCAGGAGCGCUUCGCCGUCGAUUGCCUCGAGGUCUGGGGCUGCGGCGGCGACGAAGAGUCCAAGCGCCAGGCGGAACGCUGGGCCUGGGAGGCUAGGGAGGCCGAGGCUAGGAGGAAGAUCAACCUCGGCACCGGAGACCUCGAGGCCGACCGGGCGCUGCUGGAGAUGGCUGGGUUGGUCGGACAGAAUAGAAGCGGCGGUAGUAUGAUUUGAUCUAGUGGUG